Molecule: messenger RNA, 7434 nt
Organism: Oncorhynchus keta (chum salmon)
Lineage: Eukaryota; Metazoa; Chordata; Actinopteri; Salmoniformes; Salmonidae
Product: paired mesoderm homeobox protein 2A-like
Exons: 3
Coding region: 6541-7434 (297 amino acids)
Biological process (GO): regulation of transcription by RNA polymerase II
Molecular function (GO): DNA-binding transcription factor activity, RNA polymerase II-specific; RNA polymerase II transcription regulatory region sequence-specific DNA binding
Source: RefSeq, a predicted model, not a curated record
UCAACCACUAGUAUUUACUUCCCCAUUGUCCUGUUUAGAGUGGGUUUAGUCAUUGGAAAUGUAUUUGACUUUCCAUGCCUUUUAUUCAGAUCAGUGUUAGGAAUGUCUGUCACCUUAAUUAGAUUUCAGCACAACUGAACAGGACAUUUGAUACAAGAAAGAUUUCCAAUCUUGUGGUGUUAAAACCUUGUAAAGAUCGGACCCUUUUUCUUUUUUUCUUUGGCCUAAAAUGACAUACCCAAAUCUAACUGCCUGUAGCUCAGGACAUACAUAUUAUUAAUACCAUUUGAAAGGAAACACUUUGAAGUUUGUGGAAAUGUGAAAUUAAUGUAAGAGAAUAUAACACAUUAGAUCUGGUAAAAGAUAAACAGAUUUGAAAUGCAAUCGAAAGGCCAUAAUGUAUUAUUCCAGCCCAGGCGUAAUUUAUAUUUUGGCCAAUAGAUGGCAGCGGUGAAUGUGCAAAGUUUUAGACUGAUUCAAUGAACCAUUGCAUAUCUGUUCAAAUGUUGCAUCAAGACUGUCCAAAUGUGCCUAAUUGGUUUAUUAAUACAUUUUCAAGUUCAGAACUGUGCACUCUCCUCAAACAAUAGCAUGGUAUUAUUUCACUGUAAUAGCUACUGUAAAUUGGAUAGUGCAGUUCGAUUAACAAGAAUUUAAGCUUUCUGCCCAUAUCAGAUAUGUCUAUGUCCUGGGAAAUGGUUUGUGUUACUAACAACCUCAUGCUAAUCGCAUUAGCCUACGGUAGCUCAACCGUACCGAAGUCAGGACACCGAUCCUGUAGUUAAAUAGUUCAGGCUACAGAUGAUGUCCCUAAAAAGUUCCAUUAUUGGUGACAUUGUUCAAUGAAGAGGGGUCCAUCUGCACCUCGCAACAGUAGUCAGGAUCUUUUGGGCCAUCUGUUGUGUGGCGGUCCCUUCACUUGGAUUCAAAUGUGAGUUUGCUGGUAAAAUUUAACUGUUUCCAAAGUUAAAUGUGCGUAGCUUGUUUUCCAUUGUGGCGCAAAAGAACAGCUACCUUCACUCGAGAGUUUAAACGUUAACAUUUAAUCCAUUCAAAGAGCCAAAGCCGCCUUGCGGCAUGUUUGUCUCCGAGGACCCCUUUAAUCCGGGAUAAUACCCUCGCGCAGGGGCCUGAGUGGGCGCACGGAGUUUAACUUUGGACUUUUAAAUUCAUGGGAGAUUUAACGGAAACUGUAACCGUGGCCUUUCGCAUUCAUGGCGUCUGAGUCAACAGAGGCGGCAACAAUAGCCACAAGAGGCUCCUCGCGACCCUGGAGUGACAGAGAGCGGGAUCAGAGUCAGGGAAUAUUCUAAGGACUUCCCCAAAUUAUCACAUUCCUCCUCCCAAAUGUGUCUUCACUUCUCAUAGGCCUUGAUGCCCUGUUAAACCGCAUGUGUCUUGUUGGCUAGAUCAUUUAUUUUUGGUGGUCUCAUGUAAUUAAUGUGUAUUUCUGCGUUGCAAUCAAAAAUUGCCUAUUUUAACGAAAAUGGGGCACGUCUCCUAUGCUAAUUGAAUUCCGUUCGUUUUGGUUUCGCUUUCCCCAUCGCUCUGACGGUAAUCGUUUCCGAUAGUCCUUCCAAUAGAGCGGGGGCUGUCUCCCGGCCGGUACCGUGGACGGGGCGCGGUAAGAACGAUAGCGGGUGAAUGCAGAUUGGGCUAAUGAAGCAGGCGGGUGGGGGGUAGAGGGGAGAUUGAUGAGACCUGGGGAGACUGGUGCCGCUGUGAUGGAUAGAUGGAGAGAAGGGAGAUGGAUGGAGAGAGGGGAGACUGAGGGUAGGGUGAGGGAUCAGUAAAGGAUGGGACGGAUAUGUACCGGGUUCAGUGAAAGGCCGCACCGGGGGCCGAGACAGUAUCUGUCCCGGGGCACGUGGUGGUCUGGAACACGCGGGGGUGUCAAUCAAAAGAGGUAACCGAUCCAUCACGAGAGCAGAAUCCUGACCAGUCCCAAAGAGGGUGAUUAGAACCUCGUGACAAAGCUGUAAUGUGUUCUUGUCUCUGGUCUAUCAUCGAGUCAUGGUAGCCUAACCAAAAUGGCUAUUUUCAGUUCUGUUGUUGAAGCCAUAAUUAUUACAGGCUAUAGGCCCUAAUGUAUUAUUUCGAUAGAUAUUUGAUAUAUACCUGGACAUUUCCUUUUUUAAAUGAACUACCAGGCGAAUUAACGGCCAAAUAGCGAUUGGUCAAUUUGUAAUUUAGAGUAAUCAACACUCAUAUCAUAGAUAUAAUACCUAUAGAAUAGAAUAGAAUGUCGUUGACCGUGUGAAAAUAUCUAUUUGGCUUCCGUCCAAUUUUGACACCAUUAAAAUUGUAAAUAAUCAAGAGCAUUUUACUUUCGCCCUGGGCCGGCAGGGUAGCCUAGUGGUUAGAGCUUUGGACUAGUAACCCCCGAGCUGACAAGGUACAAAUCUGUCGUUCUGCCCCUGAACAGGCAGUUAACCCACUGUUCCUAGGCCGUCAUUGAAAAUAAGAAUUUGUUCUUAACUGACUUGCCUAGUAAAAUAAAGGUAACAUAAAUAAAAAAUAGCAUCUAAUACAGAUAGAUCAUGGAUGGCUGCUGUCCGUGACAUGGUGCUGAGACUCGGAGGCUACCAACCCCAUUUUCAACAUAAUUAGAAAAAGAAGCAAAAUCAAAAAGAAGCAAAAAAACUAUGAAGUAAAUAAUAAUUAUUUGUAUUGCGUAGUUGGUAUCGAAUGUAAGCCUACGUAUAAACCACUGAUGCAUAUUCCAAAACAAUGUUUGAAGGAACAUUCGUUGACUAAUUUUAGUCAGGCUAUAUAGCCUAGCCUAUAUACAUGGAAUUAUAUUUAUUUAUAUAUAUUUUUUUUUAUCUACGUCUGUAAACCUGCAUCUGUCAAGACACCAUGUUGUGUCUGUAGAGGCUAUUUAUAGCUGUAAUGGUCAUUUCAAAUAAUGACAUGAUUAUUGAAUGAUAGAUCUAUGUUAUGGGCUGUAAAUUAACCUGUAAAAUGGUCUGUUUUAUCCAAUUUAAUGGAGUCGCCUAUUCUCUGAGAAAAUAAGGUUCUGGAUAGAACCAAAAGGGGUUCUAUAUUUGCUUCAUAUAUCGCAUGCCUAUAUAUAUAUAGAACCCUUUUGUAGGGUUCUUUGAUCAGAACCCCAAGGGUUCUUCUUCACUGAACCAAAAUUGGUUCCAUUUAGAACCCUUGACUUUCAUAUAGGAUUCUAUAUGGAACCAAUUUCGGUUCUAUAUAGAACCUUUAGGGGUGUCAGAAUAUGAAGCAAACAACCUUUUUUUCUAAAAGUGUAGCCUAUAAAUUCAAAUAAAUGUAAAACCAUAAUUUUGAUCUCAUGGACUACAGUCCUUGAAUCCAUGAAUUGGGGAGUGGUUAUUUCACCAGCCCCACCCCAGUCUAGCUCAAUCAGUAGGCCUGAGGGGCCCUGGAGUUGAGAACCGACCGGUCAGUGGUCUGUCAUAAAACCUAGCAGUUGAGAACCGACCGGUCAGUGGUCUGUCAUAAAACCUAGCAGUUGAGAACCGACCGGUCAGUGGUCUGUCAUAAAACCUAGCAGUUGAGAACCGACCGGUCAGUGGUCUGUCAUAAAACCUAGCAGUUGAGAACCGACCGGUCAGUGGUCUGUCAUAAAACCUAGCAGUUGAGAACCGACCUGCCAGUGGUCUGGCAUAAAAUCUGCUUAAUUCAAACCUUUAUUUUGAGCAUUUUAUUGAGUCAGACACGGUGCUGAAACAGCCAAUGAAACAGCAGGUAAAAUGCUAUAGUGUGUACGGGCGGUUGCCAGGCACCUGUUGCUGUAAAUACACACAUGAACGUGUGUUUAGCUUCGACACGUUUUGUAUUUAUUUCGGCCUAUGUCCUUCCCUGCUCUGUAUAAGCAUUAGGCCUGUAAGUGCACAGGAUAGGCUACAUUUUGGGGAUAGAGCGAGUGCGUGCAUAUGAUUUGCACGGUGAUGGAUGAGUGAAGGCUGGAACGAUGGGGUCCCGUUGGCGCACCAGCCAUUCAAUCCCGAAUUACUUAUAUGCACAAUGGCGCAACGGCUUCAGGCGGACCGCUUCUAACCUGGUUAGAGUCAGAGCGCGCGACAGCUCUAUGACUAGUGGUGCCACGUCUGUGGUAGAGAGAGAGAGGCUGAGGGCGAGACAACUACAUGGGUUCUGAUUCAGGGUCCGGCUCGUGCGCGCCCCAAGGACUGCAAAAUCCUUUGUUGGGCUCGUGGAAUAGGGCACACAACAUACCUGCACGAUGACAGACACAAAGCCAACAGAUCAAUCUGAUAUCAUGCUUCAGACAAUAUCACAAUCACACAUCACACAACAGUUAGGCAUAUGAGGAAAUAUGCAUCAGACAGCAUUUUAUUUAGAUAAUUAGUUUAUAUACAGUUGAAUAACUGGAGUAAACUGAUUAAGCUGAAACAGUACGCGGUGGCAUACAGUGUUGAAACAACAACUUGUAUAUUGCAUUGAAGUUGACAAUCUUUUUUUAAUGAAAAGUGAGUGGUACCCUAUUGAGCAGCUCAACGUAACAGCACCGGUAUUGAGGAGAGAUGAUUUCUAUAUGUUGAAGGGAAACUGAGUAAGCUAUAGGAAUAAAAUGGUUUGAAAUGUAUUGGCCUAUUUGUAUUUUUUGUUUAACCUGCAAAUUAUGAGCCUGUAGGUCUACAAUAACCAGCCGAGGAAGAACUCAGAUAAUAAAAACACCCCAUUAAAAGUUGAGGUCUUUAGACAUGCAUUACAUGCAUAUGAAUGGGGACAACGGUGAGGCAUACGAAUGACUAAACAUGUGUUCAACAGUCCAUGAUAAUGUCCAUGAUUAAGCUUUGAAAAGCAGAGACAGAAACGAAAAUGAACGGAUAACUAUUGUGACUGCAUGUUAUUAACAGGUAUUCAUUCUAUUGUACUUUAUUUUAUAGGCCAAUAUUGCGAUGUUUUUUGUUUUAUAAUUGAUAUCAUUGUUAUCAUCAUAGUUUUUGUGACAUGUAAGUCCAUACAAGAUAAAGUAUCUGAGUUAGAGACACUGUAGUGGAUAAUAUAACGACUAUUCUCUCCCGGUGCUCCCCGCCCUUCAAACGCAAUGCAACCGGGCCUGACCGCGCGCCCUUGCUGCCACCACGGUGUGCCAUGCGUUCAGACAACAUACAUUUUCAAGAGGAUUCCUAACGUUAUUGAUAUUGUUGUAGACUUGUUGUGCGCGGAGAAACCCCAGUCCUGACACAGCAAGAUGCGGGUUAUUCAAUGGGACAUAAACAUGGCAAUGCGGCAGGUUGUAAUGCCAUUAGACUGGGCCACUGGCAAAGUAAGCGGUGAUAGUACGAGAAGAGCCCUCUGCCGCUAUCGAGAGCUGCUCUUUUACAUAUAAAACCGUAUUAUAUUAUUACACGCACACAGGGCCAGUGGCCAUAUUCCCAUAAUCAAUUUAGCACGCGCGUAAAACUGUUAAUUUAGCACGCGCGUAAAACUGUUAAUUUAGCAACACAAGCUCCAAGGGUUUGGACGAUAUGAUUUUGUCGAAUAUAGGCUAUUUUCUUCUAACGAAGAACCUCUUAAUUUCUCAAACGGUUGAAUUAAGGACCCAGAUGUAGCAGAGAGGACACUCCUGGUUGUCUAUGCAACUGAUAAUUCAUGUGUUUAAUAAACGUUACAUCGAUUUAGUGUCACUUCCAUUCCAGCCCCGGAAUAAGAGGAGACGCUGAGAUUGUGCUCUAACCACCCUGGGCAUUAUAAGCUUAUGGCCCAUGAGGCGCGUGCUAGUGUGUUUCAUAUCACGUUGGAUGCCACUGAACAAUAACUUAAAUCAAUUUAUGGGGAGUCAAUGCGUUUAUGAAAGCUUUCCAUGGCAUCCACUGAUUGAAACGCGUUUAGUUUGGUUCUGCAGUCAGACACUCUUGAGGUGACGCAUACACCCAUACACAGGCUACCACUCUUACACGGAGAGAAAGGCGACAUCUUGAACAACAUCAAAUAAAAUAUGUAAUUCCAGAAAUCAGAAUCAUAUCAGGAGUUUAUCUGGCAUAAAGACGUCUGGCUGAGGGUUAACUUCGCGCGCAUUAGUAAUGCAUGAGUAGUGGGAGGGGGCUGACCGUGCACGAUGCCCCCCAAUAGACUCUCGAGACAUUGUCAUGGAAAGAGACCACCGCCUCGUUAUUGUCUCGCGGACUGCCAAGUUUAUUAUAAACACUGCGCGAGCUGGCCGGUGCGCUGUCAUACUGAGCGCAAGGCGAGGUGGUCCGGAAGGGAGCGAGAGCGAAACUGACGUGGAUGGAAGAGGAAGAUACUGAUACUGAGAGAGAAAAGAAAGAACGAAAUUUCAGGAAUAUUACUUUCAAGGAAGAGAGAGCGACGUGAAGAAAGACAUAUAUAUGGUAAAAUAACAUCCUGCUUUGACUGAAAACAAGAACCAAAUUGAGAGCGGGACUGAACUCGGGGACCUAAAGCUGGUCAUUGGAGAAAUUUGAAAAACGGAAUUCAUUCUGUGGUGUUUUUACAGUUUUAACCGUUUUAAUUCCUCUCGAAUCCGGAUAAGUACAUUUCAUCCAGCGCUCGCCCCAGAGUUGUCGUCCUCGCGCCUCCAUGUAUAAAAUGGAUUACUCCUACCUGAACUCAUAUGACUCGUGCAUGGCGGCCAUGGAGGCAUCGGCCUACGCGGACUUCAGCUCGUGCAGUCAGGCCAGCUCGUUCCAGUACAACCCGAUCCGGACCGGGUUCGGUGCCAACCCGGGAUGCGCACCUCUGAGCACCGCUAGCUGCACACUGGGGUCCCUUCAGGAGCACCAGCCCACACCCUACUCCACAGUUCCAUACAAGUUCUUCUCCGACCCAUCCGGUUUAAACGAGAAGCGGAAACAGCGGCGCAUAAGGACCACCUUCACGAGCUCACAGCUGAAGGAGCUGGAGCGCGUGUUCGCGGAGACCCACUAUCCCGACAUCUACACGCGCGAGGAGCUUGCGCUCAAGAUCGACCUUACUGAGGCGCGGGUGCAGGUGUGGUUCCAGAACCGGAGGGCUAAGUUCCGUAAGGUGGAGCGUGCGGCCAACUCUAAAUCCAAUGGGACUGGGGGCCCAGGAGGGAACAAUGGCAAUGCUGGGGGGAAAAAGGGUGAGCCCAGAUCUUCCUCAGAUGAUGACGAAUCAAAAGAGUCCACCUGCAGUCCCACCCCUGACAGCACCGCCUCGCUGCCCGGCUCAGCCAAUGGGAACAUGGGUAGCCCUGCCAGCCUCAGCCCCAGCCCCGCCCCUGCUAAUGGUGGCUACGCCAACACCUCCAGCUCCCCCGUUCUACAGGGGCUCAAAUCCCCUGGCUGGCCCACCCUAGGCCCCGCCCACCCAGGAAUGGCCCAACCCGCAGCCCAAGCUCCAGAGCUGCUGAAGGCGUGGCAGCCUGCAGACAGUAUGACAGGGCCUUUCGCUGGCGUGCUCUCCUCCUUCCACCGGAAACCCAAUGCUCUCAAGACUAACCUGUACUAG